GCGCCAGCGAGUCAGAGACAGGGUGUUCAGAGUUUCCCGAGCCGGCUGUGAGAGCCGCUGUGAAGGAGGCGGUUGGCGACGGCGAUGGCAGCGACCGCUGCGAGGAUGCUGUAGCCCUGGGCUGGCGGUGGCUCUGCGAAGGGAAGGCAUCGGAGGCGGCCGGCUGUUUUGGAGAGGCGAUUGAGCUGGACCAGCUCUCUGCUGCGGCCCACAACGGCCGUGGCAUCGCCAACGAGAUCUUGGGCAAGUCCGGCGAAGCGGAGGCGGACUACGCCCAGGCAGACAAGCUGACGGAGGAGCACAGCGAGGUGCGCGAGAGGCUGAAGCUGGCGCGCCAGUGGCGGCCCAUCGACUUCGAGGCUCACCAAGCUCGUGGGAAGCCGGAAGGCAAGCAAGUGGCUUCGGAGGCAGACUUCCUCAUUUCGUUCGUCACCCCCAGCGGCCCCACCAACAGCCUCAUCCUGCACCAGCUCGGGCAGGGCGUGCAUUUCAAGAAAGAAUUCCGCAGCUCGGUGGCCGUCAACUAUCCACUUUAUCUUUUGCAGGCUUUGCAGAGCGGUGUCAGCUUCUGCCACGACCGAUCGCUGGGAAUGGAAGAGUGCAUGGUGACUGGGCUCUGCCAGGGGCGCUGGGAUGCCGCGUUCUGCGGAGCGCCGGCCCAGUCGCCGGGCGAGUUCCCAUCCCAAGCCUGGGUCCUGCGCUACAAGGAGGCUGCGACGCAGACCCGGCACGGCAUCCUCCUCCUGCAGCUGACGAGCGACUACUUCCUGUCCAAGGCCUGCGGCUGGGCCUUCGCGUUCCUGCGGAAGCCCGAGUUGGUGCACGUCUUCCUCUUCGGCCUGGAGGGUCCGCAGAUCCUCCGCUGGCAGGAGCUCGUGGAGAGCCCAAACCUCUGCCGGCGGGCUUUCGGCCACGCCCCCGACCCGGAGCUCGCGCGCUUAAGGGAGGUCACGGCCGAAGCUCGGAGGUCGAAAAGCGCUGCGGAGCCUGCGGAAGCGGAGUACCAGGCGCGCUGCGAGCUGCCAUCGCGGGAGGUGGGCUACGCUUUGACCCGGAAUCAGCAGAACACGGCGGUGGGAAUCUUGGCUGUCGGCGAGCUGAUGGAAACAUGCAUGCGAGCCGGCCAGGCGCAAAGGGCCAGCGAGCUUGGCAUCCGCUUGCUCGAUGUCCUGGAAGGAAGUUGCGAUCCAGACAACCCCCGUAUUUCCCUGGCUCUCUCCGAUCUCUCCGUGGCUAUCGACGAGCUCGGAGAUCAACGCUGGAGGAAGGAACUGCUGGAGCGCAGCGUCGAGAUUGCAGUGCGGGACUACGGCCCAAAGCAUCCAGAAGUGGCCAUGGUGCUCCGUAAUCUUCUCAACCACAGGACGCCUGCACAUUUUGUGAAACAGAUGGAGCUGCUGCUGAAGAGCCUGGAGGUGGUAGCUCAACGAUUUCCCGGGUAUGGGCGUCCGGAAAACGCGGCGAGAAGCAAUCUGAAUUUCAUUCUCGCAUCUCUGAGGGAGCGUCGGAAGCAGACG
Messenger RNA from Symbiodinium necroappetens, 1517 nucleotides. Lineage: Eukaryota; Dinophyceae; Suessiales; Symbiodiniaceae. The record is from the annotation of a GenBank genome assembly.